CGUGACAAAUAAGUUCCCGCCAGCCAUUUUCCCUUAACCUUCCGUCUUCAUCUCUCUCUCUCCUCCUCCUCCUCCUCCUCCACCUCCACUCGCCCCCAUGAAUUUAAUGUAAUAAUUGGAUUUUUAAUUUUUGUCGGCACUUUUGAAUCUUAAGAUCCCUCUUACCGGAAAGUGAGUGACUGAGUGUGCUGUCUGUCUGUCUGUGGGAGAGAGACAACAGACAGAUGGCGGUUGCUCUGAACGCGCUGCCGUCAAUCGGAAAUGUAACAACGGACUUACAUUCAUCACCGGAUUUAGGGUUUCCGAUAUUUCCGGGGACUAUCGGGGUUCGAUUUGGUUGCAAUUCGGAUCAUCAAAUCCAUAAUAAUAAUAAGAAGAAGCAAUUUGGGGGAAGGGGGAGGUUAAAGAUGGUCAAAGCGGUGGGGAGGAGGGUGGAUGAAACGUCGUCGUUUAGUUACGUUAAUGGUCAAGCAGAUUGUGAUUGUACCAACACCAACGGCUUUCCUAACGGCAAUGGUACAUUACAAAAGCAGAUGUCAACAGUAGAGAAAUCGUCCAACAUCGUAUGGCAUGAAUGCUCAGUCAACAAACACGACAGAGAACAAUUACUGCAACAAAAAGGCUGUGUCAUCUGGAUAACUGGUCUCAGCGGUUCAGGGAAGAGCACAUUGGCUUGUGCGUUGAGUCAUACCUUACACUCGAGGGGAAAGUUUACUUAUGUCCUAGAUGGUGAUAAUGUUAGGCAUGGUCUAAACAAGAACCUUAGCUUUGAAGCGGAAGACCGCGCAGAAAAUAUUAGAAGAGUUGGUGAGGUAGCCAAGCUUUUUGCAGAUGCUGGUGUCAUCUGCAUUGCUAGUUUGAUAUCUCCGUAUAGAAAGGACCGGGAUGCCUGCCGCGCCCUAUUACCAAAGGGCGACUUUAUUGAGGUUUUCAUGGAUGUUCCACUUCAACUUUGUGAAGCCAGGGACCCAAAGGGCUUGUACAAGUUGGCACGAGCUGGAAAAAUUAAAGAUUUCACGGGGAUAGAUGAUCCUUAUGAACAACCUCUAAAUUGCGAGAUUGUCUUGCAACAGAAGUCAGAUACUUGCACUUCUCCUUGUGAAAUGGCCGAAACUGUAGUAUCAUAUUUGGAAGGUCAUGGAUACUUGCAAGCCUAACCAACCUGGUGCAAGACCUCUGUACUUGUCUAUAUCAGAAAUAAACUUAUAAGCCGCGAUUUUUGUGAUGUCAUCAAAUUGGAAACUGCUCGUUUCCUACACCCCUGUAAUUUUAGGCAAGUUCUUUACCCUAACUCCUGUCCCAUGGUAAAUCCAUUUAUUGUAGUUUGAUUUUUCUUGAUUGUGUUAAAAUCUCUUUUGUAGCAUGAGAUUAAGAACAGAGAAUCAGUACUUUUUCUGUAUUUAUGUCAAUGGAACGCAUGAAAUAAAAAGUUUUUCUUUGUGGUUA
Messenger RNA from Spinacia oleracea (spinach), 1446 nucleotides. Its product is annotated as adenylyl-sulfate kinase, chloroplastic. The record is from RefSeq and is a predicted model, not a curated record. NCBI's taxonomy places the organism in Eukaryota, Viridiplantae, Streptophyta, Magnoliopsida, Caryophyllales, Amaranthaceae. Gene Ontology annotation, molecular function: adenylylsulfate kinase activity; ATP binding. The coding region runs from base 225 to 1157 and encodes 310 amino acids. Gene Ontology annotation, biological process: sulfate assimilation. The transcript has 7 exons.